Molecule: messenger RNA, 2387 nt
Organism: Lineus longissimus
Lineage: Eukaryota; Metazoa; Nemertea; Pilidiophora; Heteronemertea; Lineidae
Product: origin recognition complex subunit 2-like
Exons: 11
Coding region: 235-1941 (568 amino acids)
Biological process (GO): DNA replication
Cellular component (GO): nuclear origin of replication recognition complex; nucleus
Molecular function (GO): DNA replication origin binding
Source: RefSeq, a predicted model, not a curated record
UUUCUUUAGGAGGGAGAUUUGCUUUCUUCUUUCUUCAGCUUUUCUCUCAGUAGAUACAUCAUUCAUUUCCCAGGCCAAAGUCUUCCAUCUUGAACAUCAAUGUAUUGAUAUUGCGAAGCUUUACAGACAACGCGCGUAAAUCGUAUGGGUGGAGGUAACGGAGACAAUACCACUGGAAGUUCAGUAUGAUGAGAUUUUGAUACAACUGGUGGUGUGUUCGGCUGAAGCAUCAGAAUGAGCGAAACACUGCAUUCCCCAUUUGCGCUACGCCGUCUUGCGAUCGACAUGCGUGAUGGAGGUAACCAGGACACAAUCCAAAAUGAAGAGGAGGAAUCCAUCUCGGAGGAUGAAGUCAUAAAUUUAGUGCCAGAGACUUUACUGCCUGCUGAUGGUGCUGCUGCUGUUGGAGGAAAAGAUGUUUUCAAAUUUCAUGCGCACAGAAAAAAUGUUGCUGGACGAAUGGCUGAAGUUGCCUCUGUAGCAGCAGAAGCGGCCAAGUCUAAAACUCCACCAGUUACACCGAAAUCUGCCAAGAAAAAGACAUCCAAGAGAGUGUCCAUUGCACCACAAGUCCAAGUUGCUGAGGCUAAAACUCCAACGAGAGCAUGUAAAGUUUCCAGGAAAUCGACACGCCAGCAAGAAUUGAGAAAACAGGCAAUGAGAACACCCAACAGGAUGGCCAAGCGAGCCUCUCAAGGCAAUUCUGAUUAUGACACAGAUACUGAUAGCGUUGGUGAUGAUUCAGAUGUGGACCAGGACUACAAUUUAGGCAGUGACCGUUCGUCAUCUGAGGAGGAGGCGCACAGUGGGUCGGAAGAUGAGGUCAUUACCAGGAAGGAGAAUGGGCGGGAAAUGGUGAUGGCUUGUAAGACAGGAAGUCUUGGCACGAAGGCAAAUCGAAAGAGGGCGAUGGCGGAGAUGCCUGAGGUUUUGAACACAUAUUUCAUCGCCAAUGCCCAACAGUCCUUGACGUCUGAUCACACACUUUCCAAACUAGAGAUACCAAGAAUGGACCAAGAAGCUCUCGACGUCGCCUUGGAGAAGGUGCCAAAUAAAUAUGUGGAGGAACGGAAGGAACUGUAUCAGGAGUAUCAUGCACUGUUUAACACUUGGAUGUUUCAGCUAUGCGAUGGUCACAAUCUCCUCUUUCAUGGCCUCGGUUCCAAGAGGUUCCUCAUGGACACAUUCCGGACAACGAUGUUGGCGGAAUUCACUCAUCUCGUCGUCAACGGCUACUUCCCGAGUAUAACAAUCAAACAGGUGCUGGGCUCUAUCAUUGAGGAUGUCAUAGGCCAUGAGGGAACGAUCCCCAACCCACUAGACCAAGUGGAGUUCAUAAAAAAUUAUUACACAUUACAUGAUGAAGACCUAUUCCUCAUCAUUCACAACAUUGACGGCCCAAUGUUAAGAGCUGAAAAGGUCCAAACCAUCCUCAGCAUGUUGGCUCAGGUUCCCAACGUCCAUGUGAUAGCAUCGGUAGACCAUAUCAACGCACCUCUAAUCUGGGACCAAACCAAAUGCAGUCGUUUCCAUUGGCUGUGGUAUGAUGUCACGACCUUUGACCCUUACAUUGAAGAGACGUCAUAUGAGAACUCCUUGUUAGUCCAACAGUCAGGUGUCCUUGCUCUCAGCUCCUUGAUCCAUGUGAUGCGAUCACUGACACCAAACUCCAAACAGAUGUUCUACCUUUUGGCUAAUAAUCAGUUAGAACAGCAGGGAAAUAGUAAUUAUAUUGGCAUGUCGAAACAAGACCUGUACCAGCGAUGUCGAGAAGGAUUCCUGGUAAACAGUGAUCUGACAUUGAGGGCACAUCUUACAGAGUUUAAAGAUCACAAACUUAUCAAAGUUAGAAAGGGGCCAGAUGGUAUGGAGUACUUCUACAUCCCACUAGAGGCCACCACGCUGAAGGAGUUUAUGGAUCAGCAGGACGAUGGAGACUAGUCUGUCGUCAGCCUCCUCCCUAAGAUGGAAUGCCCCCCUGGAGAGUCAUCCUGAGAUCAAUAACGAGAGGGGGAGUAUAUUGAAAAUCACUGGUUACUUCAGGAUACUGGAGAGUAGAAUGCAAGUUGAGAACAUGAAAAUUAAUUGUGUAUAACUGGAUUUGCCUGAAUGUUCGAUUAUAUGACAGUUGGUGCUACUUGAGCAACUUUUUGGAUGAAAUCAAGUGGUGUUGCUCAGUCUCUGUGGACUUUUCUCUCGUGGACUAUGUAUUUGUGUACCAUGGUCUUUAUUUUGCUACAAUAAAUUAAUGAGUUUGUAUAUGAAGUGUUCUUUAUUGUAUAGUUCUGAUUGAUACUUGUCCUAGUUUUCCUGGUUCUUACCAGUGUGAUGAUCCAAACUCGAUACCAGUUACAGGCCACAAUAGACUCGCCAGGAUCUUUUGUGGC